CCAACAUUUUUUGCAAAUGUGAAAAAUGGGGUUUCCUAUGGGUACACGUAAAAGCAACACACUUCACAUUCACAAACAAAUUUAUUAAAUGUUGAUAGUGGAACUAGGCUGCUACGUUUCUGAGAUCGAUGUUAGCGCUUAUACAAAAAGACGAACGGACACUGUUUUAUCUACAUGUAUUUAUGUAUAUAUUUUCAUUGAGUUUGAUGCCGAUUUGAUAGCUAACAAUAAAGUUUCAUACAUUUCCAUAAAUACAACACAAUAAGCGUGUGCCGUAAUUAAAGUAAAUACUUCAGCUUCCUUAAUGCAUUAAAUUGAGCAGCCAAUUUAAAAAGUACACUAAAUCCCUGGUCCUAAUUAUUAUUUUAGUCGGUUUGUACUCUACGUUCCUAUUUAUGACGAAGAGGUUACGAGUGGCAAUAUUUACUUUUGAAAAUAUCAUAUAAAUUAAAUACUUAUGUAAUAAUUAAAAUAUAUAAUUUAAAUAUGUUUACUUAAUUAUAAAGAUGAAUAUAUUAUGUUACAUAGUUAUCUUAAUGGUGGCUAUCAAUAAAAGUGUCACCUGUUUCGAACAGUUAACGGAAUCUAAUUUCUCUUUUAAAAAUCACUCGUUUCACAGUGUUAAUUCUCAAAGAACUAGUAAAUUUCUUUUUGAUACAAUUUUUCGAAUAAGCUCUGGAGUUUCAAGUGCCUUCGGGUUUGACCCAGAGGAUGAUACGGAAAAUAAUGAAAGCACUAAUCUUACAAAAUGCGAUUGCGAUUGUGGAUUUUCGAAUGAAGAAAAUCGCAUUGUCGGUGGAAAACCAACAGGAGUAAACCAAUUCCCAUGGAUGGCUCGAAUCAUUUAUGAUGGCAAAUUUCACUGCGGAGGAUCUUUGUUAACAAAAGACUACGUUAUUUCAGCAGCUCAUUGUAUAAAAAAAUUAAGAAGAUCCAAAAUCAGAAUUAUAUUUGGCGAUCAUGACCAACAAAUAACAUCUGAGUCGCAAGCAAUCCAACGUGCGGUAACUGCUGUUAUAAGGCAUAAAAACUUUGAUUCAGAUACCUAUAACAACGAUAUUGCAUUGUUGAGACUAAGGAAACCUAUAAUAUUUUCGAAAAUAAUUAAGCCAGUUUGCCUUCCUCGAUAUAACUAUGAUCCAGCAGGACGUAUAGGAACCGUCGUUGGUUGGGGCCGUACAUCCGAAGGAGGAGAACUACCUUCAAUCGUUAAUCAAGUAAAAGUCCCAAUAAUGUCUCUUGCAGAAUGCCGAACUCAAAAGUAUAAAAGCUCACGAAUAACGUCAACUAUGUUAUGUGCUGGAAGGCCUCAUAUGGACUCUUGUCAAGGGGAUAGUGGUGGUCCUCUCUUAUUAUCGAAUGGUGUAAAAUAUUUUAUAGUAGGUAUUGUAUCGUGGGGUGUUGGGUGCGGACGAGAGGGUUAUCCAGGCGUUUACACACGUAUAAGUAAAUUUAUUCCUUGGAUAAAAUCAAAUUUAGAAAAUACUUGCUUGUGUUCUUAGU
This is a messenger RNA of Drosophila virilis, 1503 nucleotides long. RefSeq names its product trypsin-1. The record is from RefSeq and is a predicted model, not a curated record. Gene Ontology annotation, biological process: proteolysis. Lineage: Eukaryota; Metazoa; Arthropoda; Insecta; Diptera; Drosophilidae. Gene Ontology annotation, molecular function: serine-type endopeptidase activity.